Molecule: messenger RNA, 5194 nt
Organism: Gasterosteus aculeatus aculeatus (three-spined stickleback)
Lineage: Eukaryota; Metazoa; Chordata; Actinopteri; Perciformes; Gasterosteidae
Gene: arhgap24
Product: Rho GTPase activating protein 24
Biological process (GO): signal transduction; wound healing, spreading of epidermal cells; activation of GTPase activity
Cellular component (GO): focal adhesion
Molecular function (GO): GTPase activator activity
Source: RefSeq, a predicted model, not a curated record
AAACAUAUUUCAUUUCUUGCCUGCAAGCAGCGGAUAAAAGAGCAUAAAAGUAAAUGAUUUUCGGUGAGCAUAUACCCAUCGCUGUUAUUCUGAUGGCAUUUAGCUUUAAUAUUUGACUACAAUGUUAAAGAGAUCCGCUGUGUUGACAGGGUCGGAUGGGGUGAUACCAAAUGAUUGUGAAUUCACUGCUUUUCGUAGCCCGACACGAUAACCUGCUGGAUCUUCGCCGCGCGGUAAUUGAACAACUGAAAAGAAACUGCGGAUUAAAAUGCUACAUUAAGCGAUGAUAAAUCAGCGCGGUGACCGGGCCCUGCAGUGGAUGACGGCCAUGUUUCAUCUCCACGAGCGCGGCUCCGAGCUGAGAGAGCCGGCCGCUAACAACAUCGGCUUACAGUUCAGCAGCACACAAAGGGCCCAAAGUCCACGUCAGCAUUUCUCUGUGCCUCCACUUAGAUCACAACCAAUCUCUUCCCCCCGGCGCCGCUCCGCCUGUAGCUUUGUCAGAGAAAACAAGGCGGACGCGGUGCCGGCGAAGCGGACGGGGCUGCUGCCGCGGAGACGGAAGCGCGGGAUUGUCGCACAGUUGACUCUUCUCAGCCACUGAGACACGACGGGAAGCGGCGUCUAUCUGCUCUCCAUCGACAGCGAUAUUCACCUCUGACAGGCCAUGGAAUCUCCUGAAGCAAUCCAGCAAAUGAGAAGGUUGAUUAAUGCUUCCAUGACGCAUAACUAGUGUGAGUCCAUCUUGAAAUGACUUCAAGGGAAUUUAAAUCAAAGGAGGCAUUUGUCUUUGCAUCUCGCUUGGCAAAGGUCUUUAUCAUCCAGCCAGACAGAAAUCACUUAUUUCCCCCUUUUUUGAUCCUUCCUGGUUGCCGGUUCCCUUUGGUUCUCACGACGAAAAGAGGGAAUUUGUAGAGAGGCCGCAACAAUAAACCAGAAGUCCGCUUCCAAUAACCCUGUGUGAAAGGUUCAAACGGUUUUCCCAAGGCCGGGCUCACUCAACCUAUCAAUUUUAGCUUCGGGGAGUGCAGGUGUGCAUCUGGCCCGAAGCCCUCAUCAGCGCUGAAAGGUGAUAUUAGCAGGUAUUAGUGAGCCGAGCAACAGGUACUUAGUCAAGUCCACCACUUGUUUCUUCUCGGGUCGGGCCGAUGGGAGGUUCAGUCCCUUCCCGGAGUGCCAGGAAGCUUGUCUGCGUCUAUUCCCAAGUAAUCAAGCUGUAUGAAGCCUCGCAGCGACAACAUCCUGCAUCAAAAUCAAAACAAAUUUGGAUGCCGGACAAACAACGGUUUGUUUUGGGUCACCGAGGAGGAAUUCAGAUCUACAGUCACACGGCCGCGAGUGGAUGAUACGCACGCAUCACACGCAGAGAAACGCAGAGAGGACAGAAGGGGGAGACAGAGAGCGGAUGACAGCCAACCAUGAGACCUACCUUCUCAUGGCCAGCACCCAGAAUGAUAUGGAGGAUUGGGUGAAGACAAUCCGCAGGGUCAUCUGGGCGCCUUUUGGUGGAGGGAUCUUCGGCCAGAAGUUGGAGGAAACCGUGCGCUACGAGCGCCGGUUCGGGAGCAAGUUGGCCCCCAUGCUGGUGGAACAGUGUGCCGAUUUCAUCCGGCAGUGGGGCCUCAGGGAGGAGGGGCUGUUCAGGCUGCCCGGACAGGCCAACCUGGUCAAAGAGCUGCAGGAUGCUUUUGACUGUGGGGAAAAACCCUCCUUCGAUUGUAACACAGAUGUGCACACAGUCGCCUCUCUACUGAAGCUGUAUCUCAGAGAGCUGCCAGAGCCGGUGGUGCCCUUCCACAAGUUUGAGGACUUUCUGGCGUGCACCAAGCUCCUCGGCAAAGAUGAUGAAAUGGGUUUGAAGGAGUUGCAACAGCUUGUGAACAAUCUACCUCCAGUGAACUUCAACCUCCUCAAGUAUAUCUGCAGAUUUCUCGAUGAAGUCCAGUCAUAUUCAGGAGUGAAUAAAAUGAGCGUCCAAAACUUGGCCACAGUCUUUGGGCCGAACAUCCUGAGGCCGAAGGUUGAGGAUCCUGUCGCUAUUAUGGAAGGCACCGUUCUGGUCCAGCAGCUCAUGGCCGUUUUGAUCGGCCGCCACGACGUGCUCUUCCCUCCCGACGAGGACGGCCCCGCCGCCCUCGAGCUCGUCAACAACAACAUCGAGCUGCGCCGCCGCCAAGCCACCGCCGCCGCCUCCGUCAGCGCCGCGCUGUCUCAGAACGCCGAGAACAACAACGCGCCGGUGGUGAGGCAGUGUGUCUGGGAGGCGCCCGAGUCUCCCUCGCACCGCCAGCCGGUGGACAACGGCGGCUCGCCGCGACCGUCGAGCCCCCGCAACGGCGUCGCGGGGCUCUUCGACGUGGCCCGCAGUCCACCGCUGACUAUUAAAAAGAACCCGGCUUUCAGUAAAGGCAGCGGGAUCGUUACCAACGGCUCCUUCAGCUCCUCGCCCUCUUCAGACCCCAAUCAAGAGAAGAGCCCGCCUCUGACCGGCGGCAGGGUUUUACCGGUGCGGCGCGCCGGGACGCUCAAGGGCUCUGGCACAAAAAUGGGCACCAGCGGCGUGACGAGUGGGAGCUGCCCUGCAGGGAACGGGACCGGAGGCGUGCGCAUGGGCAUCUCCAGCACCGACGGGGUCACGGGCGGCGUCAGCGGCCGCAAUGGUCUCUGGGUGCCGAACGGCUGCGUGACGUUACGCGAGAACAACAGAGCGCGCGACUCCUCCCACGGGGAUCAGACGUCCAACCAGAACCGCCUGUCGACGUACGACAACGUCCAGUUAAACCAUCAAAACCUGCAGCAGCAGCAGCAGCAGCAACAGAACCACUUCACCAUCACGUGUCUGAACGGCGGCCACGAGGACAAGCAGAGCGUGGACAGCGCCACCUGGUCCACCUCCUCCUGCGAGAUCUCUCUGCCCGACAACUCCACCUCCUGUCGCUCCUCCACCACCACCUGCCCUGAGCAGGACUUCUACGGAGGCCACUACGAAGACCUGGACGGGCCGGCGCAGGACAACGAGCGCCCCCGGUCCGGCGCAGGCGGGGAGGCGGAGGGCCGGACCAGCAACAGGGAAGGGAGUGGAGGUGGAGCAGGGCGCAGCAGCCAGGGGACCAGCAGCAGCAACGAUAGUGACGGGUACAGUGUGGGCAAUGGAGCCGGUGGUCACAGUGCUCUGCACAGCUUGGUGGCCAGUCUCAAGCAGGAGAUGCACAAGCAGAAGGCGGAGUACGAGGCCAGGAUAAAGAGCUUGGAGCAGCGUAACCUGGAGCUGGAAACGGAGAUGGUGGUCUUCCACGAAGAGAUGGACCAGGAGAGGAAGAAGUACACCAUGGCGGAGAUCAAGCUGCGCAACGCCGAGCGCGCCAAGGACGACGCCGAGCGGCGGAACGGGAUGCUGCAGAAGGAGAUGGAGCAGUUCUUCUCCACGUUCAGUGACCUCACUGCCACCGGCAACUCAACAGCCGCCGACCCCCGGCGACCGGACCGGAACAACAGCAUCUGGAUACAGUGAAGGAAAGGCGGGGAAAUCGCCAGCCAAGAUGGUUUGUUGUGCGGCGCGAAGAUCCCGAGGGCACCGAGCAGGAUUUGGUCGUUGAGCGGAAGGUCAGGAAGUUGCAUCGUAGAGGUUAAGGGCAUGUUUUAAUCCAAGGAAUAAGAGUUGUAGGGCUGACGCACGGCAGCCGUGUACAUGUAGACAUCACCUGGAGUGAUGCCCGACUGACAUCUGUAAAUACAGCAUUAUUUAAAGCUUGCAGACACUCUCCCAACCGUGCCAUGGCGGUGUUCCCGUAGUCUGUGAUGAUACAAAUCACUAAUAUUGGUUUGUUUUAGUUCAUGGAGCCAUGCAGGACGAAGAAUGUUGUGUUCAGCAUAAACACAACAACCUGAAACCGUGCAAAACGCCUUCAUAUCAUAAUUCAAGUCAAACAAUCUAACCAAAAACAUCGUAUUGCUCUGUGUAAUUGUGUAAUUGCUCAUGUACAUAGAGGGAAACAUUGCAGAAAAAGAAAAAGAAAUGAAUAGUAACACUGCGUUUCUCUGUAUUUAAGCAAAGUUAAUAGGUUGCGAUAUUUUAUAUUAAGAUUUCUCCUUGCACUUACGUGUUUGUUAAGUCUCUGCAAGGUGGUACUGAAUGUUCUGUCGGUCAAUAUGUGUACGAUUUAAAUUGGAAAAUAUACUGUAAAUGUGCCUGUGUCUCUGUGCUGUUUCAUUAACCCCAUGACCAAAAGAAGAGCCUGUACUGUAAGUAUUUUAUAGAUGAUCGUAGACGCUACUCUUUGUUUGUCGCAUAUGCAGAUGGCUUUGGCACACAUUGUGUUGAUACUGAUUUGAGAGUGGUUUUAUUGCUCGUUGGCACAAAUCCCAGAUAAAAUGUUGGUCCGAAAUUCAAAGAAAUGCCACAAAAUUGACCCUCUCUUUAAUUAACAGAUGUGUAGCAGCGGCCUUUCUUUAAAUGCUCUUGGGAAACACACUUCACGUUCUACCUCUGAGCUUACGAGAUUUAAGUGUUUUAAAAUAAUCUCACGUUGCCUUGUGACAAUUUAGCCACCGGACACAACUGGUUUUCCAUCCUGAAAUAGCACAGAACAACAAGCGGCAGUAACAUAGCACCAGCUCACGGUUGUGUUAGUGGGUUAUAACUGUGAAUAAAUCGGAUUACAGCAUCAAGUGUGUCAACAGUGAGGACAUCGAAAGCCUGGCGGCUGCGUUUGGUAGCGAGCAUUGUGUGCAUGAUGGCGCUUGAGGCCACGCGGGCCGGUGUACAAUACGUGAAUGUCUAACGUGACUGCAUGUUGUCUUUGUGAGUGUAUUUAUGAAGCUUUAAGCCAAAUGCACACAUGCCGUGUGGAUUUGCUGAUGGGUACAAAACCUCCGAGUGCAGACCUGAGCUGGAUUUCUCUCAAAAGAAGCUGCUGCUGGCUACUCUUCCUCGGAAGACUAGGUCCCAUUUAAAAACCUGCUGCUGGUCAAUGCAGGACAUCUGGAAUGUGCACAUGAAGAGGUUGGGGAGGGGGGGGGAUAAUAGGCAGAGGACGAGCUGACAGGCGGCACCUUGUUCUGUGAGUUCAGCACAGAGGAGCAGGUUAUGGACGCAGCACAGGAGGGGGAGCAGGACUGGGCCAGUGGAAUAUUUUCAUGACAUACUUGAUAUACAAAAGAACUUAUUAUGAAUUAAAAAAAGGCUUUUUAUUUG